This is a messenger RNA of Hyaloscypha bicolor E, 411 nucleotides long. Its product is annotated as heterokaryon incompatibility. The record is from RefSeq and is a predicted model, not a curated record. NCBI's taxonomy places the organism in Eukaryota, Fungi, Ascomycota, Leotiomycetes, Helotiales, Hyaloscyphaceae. The transcript is spliced from 2 exons. The annotation marks the transcript as partial.
UAUGAGGCUCUGUCGUACAGAUGGGGAGAUGAAAAGUCAGAGGUGACGAUCAUGAUCGAGGGACAACUCAUCACUGUUACCCCCAAUCUCUCAAUGGCACUGGCAGAUGCUCAGCCCACCAUCAAAGAUAGUCCCCUCUGGGUUGACGCUUUGUGUAUUGACCAGCACAAUAUCCUGGAGCGCAAUCACCAGGUUCAGAAAAUGGCAACUAUCUAUCGGAAGGCGAGCCGAGUUCAUGCUUGGCUCGGAAUGCCUGAUAAGCAGAAUUCAAAUAAAGGAGAUAGCAGGGUGGAGACCUUACUGUCCGCAAUCCAGGAAAGACAAUACGUAGCUGACUGGAUCUCGUUGGCUGCUGGUACCGAGCUUCCUUAUUGGAACAGACUUUGGAUCGUUCAGGAGAUCGGCUUGGCC